AUGUUAAUACGUGCCUUAUCACUUUGGGUCAGCAUACAACAGGAAGAUGUUGAAACGGACAAGCAAACAAAGGAGCAAACUUGCGGAGACAAAUCGAAAGAUAAGGAAGAGGAUGAGAAAUUAGAAAAAAAGAGAUCGGAAAAAGCAUCAGAUGAUGAAUCCGAGGAAAUUGUGACUGAAGACAGAGAGAUAAAAAAAAGAAAGAAAGAUACAGAUGAUGGCCUUAGUAUAGUUAAUAUGGGGGCUAAUUAUCUAUUGGUGCAUCUCUUAGGAUAUAUUGUAAUGAAUUCACCUGUGAUAUUUAGUCAGUUAGGUGCAAAAUACUACAAUCAACCUUCAGAGUUCUCAGUGUAUUGUGGUCUCAUCGCAGUGUCAGUGGUGUUGGUCAUAGUUGCUCCAUUUUUACCUCGUAUGUUCCGCACCAAACCCAUAACCCAUGAGGAGAUGUCGCUGGUGAACAUCCUGGUGCUGAUAGAACUAGCGACGGUGUGCCUUGCAAUUGGCAUGCAUAACUUCUCGUUGGGCUUCAUUCUGGCCACUAUUUACACUCCGCUUGCAUUGGUGGUCAGUGUGGUAGAGAACGGUGGGAGGAAUUGCAAUAUCCCUUUGCAGCUAAAGCGUUUCUACUGCCUGCUUCUCCAACCUCUGUGCUUGCUGUCACUUUGCACGAUCGCGUACAGCAGAGUGCUGUUUCCAGAAGAAGGCUUAUGGAAAAUGGUGAUCCGGGGGAAGGAUGCUGCUCUGCAAACGGUCAUGUUCUCUAUUGUCGACUCUCUGAUAUAUGGCAACUGGUUGUACAAUGUGGCUGCGUCAAUCCUUUUGCCGACUUGGAUUAUAUUUUGGCAAAUUUUAUGUAAUAAGGUGGAGACUACAUAG
Parnassius apollo (apollo) is the source of this 876-nucleotide messenger RNA. Lineage: Eukaryota; Metazoa; Arthropoda; Insecta; Lepidoptera; Papilionidae. The record is from the annotation of a GenBank genome assembly.